This is a messenger RNA of Helianthus annuus (common sunflower), 1369 nucleotides long. Its product is annotated as cytosolic Fe-S cluster assembly factor NBP35. The transcript has 4 exons. Gene Ontology annotation, cellular component: cytosol. Gene Ontology annotation, molecular function: 4 iron, 4 sulfur cluster binding; ATP-dependent FeS chaperone activity; ATP binding. Gene Ontology annotation, biological process: iron-sulfur cluster assembly. Lineage: Eukaryota; Viridiplantae; Streptophyta; Magnoliopsida; Asterales; Asteraceae. The coding region runs from base 213 to 1274 and encodes 353 amino acids. The record is from RefSeq and is a predicted model, not a curated record.
CAGGGUAACCAAUUGUUUUGCGAAUUAUUAUUGGGGUAAGAAAGAGACCUACUGCCGUAUAAAAGGAAGAUAUUAUUCUACAGCUGCUGCUGCUGCCGUACAUCGAACGAAUAAGAGGAGCAUCAACAGAAAAUACGAAUUAAGGGUUGCAAAAGAGAAGAUUUAGCUUAACGAUUCAAAUUUAUCCGCACCAGUUUCUUCCGCCUAUACAAAUGGAGAUCGGCGACCACAAAGAAGUCCCCGACGACGCCAGCGAACAUUGCCCCGGGACACAAUCAGAAGAUGCCGGAAAAUCCGAUGCGUGUGCCGGUUGCCCUAAUCAGGAAGCCUGUGCUUCUGCUCCUCCUAAUGGCCACCCCGAUCCAAAUUUGGUUGCAGUUGCAGAAAGAAUGGCUACAGUAAAGCACAAAAUCCUAAUUCUAUCCGGUAAAGGCGGGGUCGGAAAGAGCACAUUCGCAGCCCAGCUCUCGUUCGCCCUCGCUGACAUGGACUAUCAAGUUGGUCUACUCGACAUUGACAUAUGCGGGCCCAGCAUCCCAAAGAUGCUCGGGUUAGAAGGCCAAACAAUUCACCAAAGCAACCUCGGUUGGUCCCCCGUCUACGUACUCCAUCGCAGUCAUGUCAGUCGGGUUCUUGCUCCCCCACCUGACGCCGACGUUACAUGGCGGGGCCCACGAAAAAACGGCCUCAUAAAACAAUUCCUUAAAGAAGUUUAUUGGGGCGAGCUCGAUUUUCUAGUGGUGGAUACUCCGCCCGGGACGUCAGAUGAACACAUCUCAAUCGUUCAGUUUUUAAAAGAAACGGGAAUUGACGGUGCGAUUAUAGUCACGACCCCGCAACAAGUUUCGUUAAUAGAUGUGAGAAAAGAGGUGAGUUUUUGUAAAAGAGUUGGGAUUCGGGUUCUUGGGGUGGUUGAGAAUAUGAGUGGGUUAUCACAGCCCGUUUCGGAUUUCAAGUAUCUGAAACGGGCCAAGACCAGGAGAGAAGAACCGGAGGAUGUUACGGAGCGGGUGUUAGCGGUUUUGAGAGAAAAAGCACCCGAAUUGUUGGGUUUGGUUGCGCUUACCGAGGUGUUUGAUAGUACUGGUGGUGGUGCGGCUAAAAUGUGUGUCGAAAAGGGUGUCCCGUUUCUUGGGAAAGUACCAUUGGAUCUGCAGUUAUGUAAGGCUGCCGAAGAAGGUAAAUCGUAUUUUGAUCGUGAUGAAUGUUGGAUUAGUGCUUCUGCGCUUUCUGCGAUAAUAAACAAGUUGUUGAAGGAUAACGUGAUGGCAUGAUCGUUAAACGAUGUAAGCUUAUAGUAGUUUUUCGAGAAUUUGGAUGCGCGAUUUUUGUUAAGUGAACUUCUACAGACUUGGGUACUACUUAAAAG